Messenger RNA from Entamoeba invadens IP1, 618 nucleotides. Its product is annotated as rab17, putative. Bases 1 to 618 code for a protein of 205 amino acids. Lineage: Eukaryota; Evosea; Mastigamoebida; Endamoebidae. The record is from RefSeq and is a predicted model, not a curated record. Gene Ontology annotation, molecular function: GTP binding; GTPase activity. The transcript is spliced from 4 exons.
AUGGAAAGCCCUGACAUUUUAACGCUGAAAAUCAUUGUGAUUGGCGAGCCUGAUGCUGGUAAAAUCAAUGUUAUACGUCGUUAUUGUCAUGGUGUAUUUGAACCGACGUACAGAGCAACCAUUGGCGUCGACUUUGCUGUUAAGUUUGUCACGAUAGGUGGUAAAGAACUUCAACUUCGAAUGUGGGAUGUAGCCGGCCAAGAGAAGUAUAUUGGAAUGACACGAGUAUAUUACAAAGAUGCACAAGGUGCAGUUAUUCUUUAUAACACAACUUCUGAAUAUUCACUAGAAGCAACAAAUAAAUGGAAAGAGGACCUCGAUACAAAAGUUUCGUUGAACGGUGAGCCAAUUCCUGCAAUAUUAGUUGGUAAUAAUUCGGAAUUGCUUACCAAUGAACAAAGGUCUCAAGCUGAAAACAGUUUGAAACAAAAGGUGUUACAACAAAGAUACACAACAGGAGCACUCAUUUCAUCAAAAGGAGACCCCAAGUUUAAUGAUGUCAUGGAAAAACUUGUGCGUUCAAUUUUGAUAAAAAUAAACGUAGAGGAUUUGGAGGAAGACUUGGUCGUGUUAGAUGAGGAACAACUUGGGUAUCAAAAUAACAAUAAUUCGGUUUAA